This is a messenger RNA of Aedes aegypti (yellow fever mosquito), 4124 nucleotides long. RefSeq lists its product as uncharacterized. Lineage: Eukaryota; Metazoa; Arthropoda; Insecta; Diptera; Culicidae. The coding region runs from base 1071 to 3881 and encodes 936 amino acids. The record is from RefSeq and is a predicted model, not a curated record. The transcript has 9 exons.
CUCUGUUGUAGCUCAUGUAAUGCAGUACAGAUCGAGGUGCAGCGCAGUGAAUACGUUCGUUUUCCCGGUUCUGCCGUUGGGGCCGUUGUAAGGUCUCUACACUUUGUGCUACUUUGCGCCAUCUAUAUCUCCAUAGAUAUAGACGGCCUCUGGGCGAUGUCUGUUGAAGGGCCAGUGUGACAAUUCUAUGCGGAUAGACCAACCAAGUAGUUAACUAUGCCAUUGCUUGGGAUUGUGUGUGCGAAGGGCGAAGUCUAGUCCGUACGGCAGACUAGCGCCAAGUGAAAAAUUUGCUAUUCAUGACGUGAUUACAUUAGAAAUUACAAAAAUCGGCUGGCGACGUCAAGUGCGAUUUACGAGGUCGCCACAAUAGAUAUGUUAAACUUUCGAACUAAUCGAAAACUACCCGUAGGAAUUCCGCGAUUCGUGACUUAAAAUUUUUAAUUACGGGCCGCAGCUACCGGAUUGGAAUCCCGUCGGAAAAGGUUACCGUGAAGUGAACAAACUCCGCAACUUAUCCAGGGCGAAAGAAAUGGGUGAAUAAUUAAAUUCAGCAAACCGUCAGCCUACGGGACGGGUCACAGCGGAAAAUGGAUCCCAUGAAAAAUCAGAGUUCGGAUUCGUGUGGUGGGAAGAAGUUGCGAGUGAAUGGAUACAGUCAGUGCUACUAUGCAGCCAGCUCUCGCCCAGCACAUGGCGUACAUAUCUACUUGCUUGUUUGGAGCAUUUACAGGAUGUGAAGUGAAAAGAGCAGACUAAUCACCUGCAGCUUGGGCAACGGAAAGGGAAAAUCUGUUGUCGCACUAUGGGGCAGAAUCUUUCCUUGGUUUCUGUCCCACAGUGAGCCGUGAGGGUUUUGAAACGAGGCCUAUCGAAUGGCCGCUAUCAAUGAGUUGUGAUUAAAAUAGGAUUAUCGCACCUGCAUAACGCCGCUCGACUGAUCACGCAUGUGAAAACGGGGGUCGCCGCAUAUCCCCCAGCUAGAAGAGCUGUGUAAAAAGUGUCACAGAGUAGUGUUUCGUGCAUCCGUUGUUGAGUUCGUUGGGGAAAAGUGACCAAGGGCGGCAAUAAUGGAAAGCGACGUGAUCUGUUUGGACUCGGACGACGAAGGCGAAAGUGGUCAUUUUCCGGGCAGACCAAGUGCCAGCAGCACCAGCAGCGAUACUAUCGAUAAACUGCUCUUGAGACCACUUCAGGCGCUUUCGUUGGAAUUGUACUUCGGGGGCGGCAAGGGCGGAAAUUCCGGAAGUGGUGCAACGUGUGCUCCGAAUGACGAACAGUGGCGUAGAUCGACAGUGGCGGUCAAACGUGUGGCAGAACUGGUGCAAGAAUUCGGGCGCCGGAAGUUUAGCAAAAAUCCACAGGACAUAGCUCGGCAAAGGGACGCUUGGAAGCAGGUAUUGAAAUUUUUAUUCCUGCUUCGAGCGAUUGGACCGGAAUCGAUGUCCAACGACAACCAACAACAGCACCAGACUCCGGUGACGAAAGGUGCUUCAGCGAGUAGACCAGGCGGCAUGAGCUGUGAAGAGCUUUCACCCGAGACCCGGAGAUAUCGACUGACAGUGAUGGAUGUUCUGGUUGAUUACAUCCGCUAUAAAUGUUCCGCCCUCGCCGGGGAGCGUAAUCCGGCGGUUCUUCUGGCGCAGUGCAAUCAGAUAGUGAGCAGUUUGUACAUCAUUUUCGACGGUGACAGUGAAUUUGUGACGCUCACGCUGUUAAAGAUGGAUUUGCUAGCCGGAAGUGGAGCCGUUGCAUUGAUGUAUCCGGUGUUUGAGCAGAUCUUGGCCAGCCAGACGAGGCGCUCCGGGACUCCCUUUGGCAUCAUGGACUACGUACGGUUGUUACUUUGCUACAAGAAAUGGAAAGCGAUGGUACCGGCCAGACGAGAUAAGGACGCUAUCAGUGCUCUGGCGCUCAAGGUACUUCCACAGCGGUGCCCCCAGGCCAAGAUCAAGCAGGACCUACCGUUCAUGCAGAUGCUUCCCAGAUUGAGCGCUUCCGCCAAAGAGCAAGAAGAUGAAACUAGGUUCCUCUUGGCGAAAGAUUUAAUGGAAAUCGAGCAACUUUGUGCAAUUUAUUUCCGUGAAUAUGAAAAGCGAUUCUUCCAACGAAACGAACCGAAACUGUCGCCUCUCGAAGUCAAAAGCAAUUUCAUCAACAUCGAUGCACUGGCGGAUUUUAUUCAGCGAAAAUGUAAUCUAUUGAAGCUGCGAAGACCUCCUCUGGCCAACAACGAAUCGGAAGGGAAGUCUAGCACCGGACCCAGUCGAAAUGGCCAGAGGCAACAGCUGCAGCAUGAAUCCAAUGCCAUCAUCAGCAGUCUACGAUUGAUAUUCCGCCGCGAUGAAGAAUUUAUAGCAUUGACCUUGCUCAGAGUGGAAACAUGUCCCGAAUGCCAAGUCAUACUCGACCCGGUUUACGAACGGUUUUUGUCCUGUCCCCAGCUGUCAUCGACGUCCACUUGCUACGGUGUUCCGUCCUUCAGCACCAACAAUGUGGAGUCAUAUGGACGGUUGCUACUGUGCUACAUCAAAUGGAAACGAUUAUUUCGGGCCGAAGAUCCCGGAGGCCAUUGGGAACGGAUUGACGCUAUCGCUCUUGCCGCACUGCCAUAUGACUUUCCACGUGCCAUCAAACGCAAGGAGAUGGAAAUUAAGGCACUGUUUCCGCGUGUUGCAGCCGCCGCAGGACGUCGAAGUGGACGGUCGGCCAAAGUCAGCGUCACCAGGGCACUGCUGAACUCGAAGCACGUACUGGAUAAUAUUCAGGAAAUGUGCUUACAAUUCUUAUCAAUUUGCAGUGAUGGGCGAAGCAAUCGGGCGAAAGCACUGCCGAUUCCUGCAUCCCAUAUCAUCGAUGACGACGACGCCGAUUCAAACGAUGACGAUGUUAAAAUAAUUAAACCCGAGCCAAACUCAGUUGUCGUGCUGGAUAGCGACGACGACGAAGAACAACCGACCCAGAUAAUCGAUAGUACUGAUACGGAAAUGAAAUGUCAAACCACGACGCCAUCCUCCGGAAAAGUUGAACCGCAUUCGCAAGACAUCGCAAGCAUCAUCAUAAGUAAUUCACAAGAAAAUUUACUAAUGGACACGGUGUUCAACACUCCACCGCCAACUCCAAAAGCAGACGAAGACCAUCAACCAUCAACGUUCCAACUGCCCGUUCCAAGCAAGGAGCUUCCGAUUAAGGCUGAUUCUGCCUUGACGUCAACAGCCAAACUGCAGCAGAAUCAGAAAAGUGUGCUCCUCAGGGGCGUCAAUUUUAAAAUAUCAAAGAACAUACGACUCCGGAAUAGUCGCGAGAAGCGACAGUUCCUGACAGCCUUCCGCAGGUUGAUCUCGGAGCAGUGUUUCCAUAUCAAUGUGCAAUCCACCGCGGCGGACUAUUGUCUGCGGAAAACGGUUGAAAACUCCACGGUGUUCGUCGAGAUUAUCAGUUUUGCUGACUCAAAUCCGCUUUCGAUGCCAAUUUCACUGCCGCUAGUAGGACGGAACAGGAUGGAGCAUGGAGAAAUGCCGCCAUUCACUAUGGUUGAUCUGUCACCCUCGAUUAGAUUGGAUGAACCCAUUCUACAGGAAAGCACCGGAGAGCAAUCCUCCGAUAUACAACGCGUGCUGGACGAUCAACUUAUAAAAUUAUUAACAAGCAUUGACGACCUCCCGCAGCUGUCCCCGGCUUCGGUGGAUUUCACCAUUUUCCCGGAAGUGCUGGAUCCUACGACAUCAAUUGAUUUUCUUACCAACGACCAAACUCCUCCCUCGUCGGUCAUCAGUGGAUGUUGUCUGUGGCCGAACGACGAUUUCUCUGUUUUUGCCAAUCUUGAUAUGGACUCUUGGUUGGAGCAUGAAAAUGCGACGAGUCAUGAAUUGUCUUCUUAGUGCAUGCCUCGCAUGAAUGAAUGGGCAUUCUUUGGACUUGGUAAAGGGGCGAUGAAGGGAUAAAUGGGAGCAAAGUGUGUAUAAAAAUAUGCAUAGUGAAUGAGUAAAAUCACCAAUCAAAAGUUUCUUAACGAGGAGAAGUCACAUAAAAUAUAUUGCUUAUGAAGAUGUAUUGAACGUGAAUGGUUUUGAUCUGAGAGAGACUCGCGAAGAGGAAAAAUAUCAACGUCAUAUGCAGCCCAG